CAUUUUGUUGACCCUGAAUGUUGCUACUACUACUGUAAAAGUUCAGGUAGGAAUGGAAGGCCAUGGGCUGAAGGACAUUCUGGGAGGUGCGGGUGUUUGUUAGCAGGAGGAUUUUGAAAUGGUUGGUCCAAGAACUAAAGCUUAAGAUUCUUCUAUUAGACCGGAAGAAACUAUGGAGCCUAUGUCAUAUUAUUACAGCGUGGAAAUGACUUUAAGUAAACUUCAAUUAAAAUAUCUGUCAGUUGGUUGGACUGAAAUGUGUACAGUAAAGUUUCCCUUUCAGACCUUGCGAUCUAUUGGGCAGAUGAUAUAAAGGUUUCUGUGAGAGUGUCAAGUGGCCAGCACAAAGACCAACCGUCUUUGCUUUUCCCCCAACUAAUGUCAGGUACCCAUUAGACUGGUUGGACUCAGAGGCGCCAUAAAGAUUUCGAAAUUCAAAAUUCCAGUUUUCACCGAGAUUGGAAUCCAGAAUCGCCAGUUCGGAAGCCAAGCGCUAUACCACUAAGCCACCGCGCCUUCCCUGAAUUGUUUCAAUCUCCAAAAAUGAUUUCCAGGUUAAAAUGCUGUAAUAGAAGUAUUGCCACCGUUGAGACUGAAGAGUCAUUAGAUCAAGAAGUGACUGCCAUUUACGAGGCUAUAAGCAAAAGUGAAGAAAGCAAGAACUCACUAGAUGUGGGAGAGGAUCUCGAUAAGUCCACUCACCAAGACAGCAUUAAAGACUUAAUUAAACUUGAUCGUUAUCGAUCUCAACUGAAAGGUUUCGACCAACUCGAAAGCUUUAUAAACAAGUACGAGAAUGACCCAGUUCAAAUCUCAGACCGUUUACGAAAGUUUCGCAGCAGAACAGAUGACAGCGACGACACAUUGCUGCAUACGGCAGCUCUCCUGAGCGGAGACAUUCGGCUCAUAAAGCUUCUAAUGGAGAACUGCCCAGAAUUAAUCUCCAUCCCAAGAACAGGAAGUUAUCAAGGACAAACUGCUUUGCAUAUAACAAUAGCUAAAGGAAAAGAAAGGGCGACAAAAGCUAUACUCGAAAAUCUUAAAGAAGAAAAUAAAGCCAACAUAUUGUCAAUGAAAGCCACGGGGUCAAAGUUCAAGAAUAAUAUAAUGAUGGGGGAGACUGUGUUCUCUGUGGCUGUACUAACUCUAAACACUGACAUGGUAGAUCUUCUCUUACAGCACGACGCAGGCCUCGAUGAAGUGAACAGCAGAGGGGAUUCAGUCAUACACACAUUGGUCAAAUACGCAGCUAUUAAACCAGAUCAAACUGAUGACAUUAUACGCAUGUUAAAAUAUUUAAACAAGAUUAUUCUUCAGAUGGAAAACGAAAAUAAUCUCAUCAAUAGACUCACCAGAAAUUUUCACAAAACAAGUGAAACGGAAAAAGAUGUGGGCGAUGAGCAAAAAAGACAAGAAAGAGAUGAAGACUUUGACUGCCAGGACAUUGUUGACAAGAUGUGGUUUAAAGAAAAUAAUGACCUAAUGACGCCUUUAAAGUUGGCAGCUUCUGUAGGUUCCAUUGAUAUUUUCAAUGCCUUGAUGAGUUUGAAAGAUGUCUUUUAUUUUCCCAGUAAUUCUGAUGGCUCUUUCGAUACAAAGUAUUAUGAUAUCACGGAAAUCGAUCACGUCGCACAGUAUCGAUAUUCAACAAACCUAAAGAGUCAUAGUAAAGAUACAACGUGCUUUAGCCCCACAAUGGCUUGGUAUUUAGGAUGUGUACCAAGAGGUUCGUCCGUUAUAGAAAGCUUGAGUCGUCUUAAAUGGAAGGAGGCGAAGCCUCUAGUUGAUACUCUACAAAUCAAAAUGAUAAUAGCAAGAAGAUGGAAAAGUUCUCGAAAGUUCUUUUACGUCCUUGGUGUUUUGCACCUAAUUGUCAUGUUUUUAUUUACUACCUCCAUAUUUUACAGGAAGCGAGUGAUGCACUCUUCAGAUUGUACGGACACAAAUAAUGAUUGCUCUAGAGCUCGUAUGUACAGUCAAGUUGUUCCAUGGCUGCUUUUCAUCUACGGACUUGCUGUUGUGGUCUCUGAGAUAUACAGACUGUAUUUACGACACACUUGUAAAGUUUUCAAGCACCAUAACAACAGCUGGUACAGGGCCAGCCUUUUGAUGCUGGCGCUGGGCCUUGGUGUCGAUGCAGGUCUUUACACUUGGCACACGGAAGACAGCAAUGAUCUUAUUUUUGUCAUUCUUAUUCUAGGAUUUUGGUUUCUCUUUUUCUUUCUGAAAGGUUUUGAAAAAUUUUCCGUGUACAUCGUCCUGUUCCAGAAGGUGAUCAUGGGAGACCUGCUGCGCUUUGGGCUGAUCAUUUGCGUUGUUUUCUCCGCGUACUCCUUCGCUAUGUACGCUGUGUUGGUAGGUCGUGGCAACGUCGAAGAAUUCAGCACUUUUGAAAACACAACACUGACCAUGUUCGGGUACAUGCUUGGCCUGAAAGAUUUAAGUUUUUUGGACAGUGUGGAACUACAGACUCAACGACUGGUCGCAGUGAUCUAUGUGAUGUUCAUCAUCACGACCUAUAUACUUCUCAUCAAUACUCUCAUAGCCAUGAUGAGCAGGACAUCGGAAAACAUUUUUGAUGACAGGAAACUAUUAAACAUCAUACAAACAUCCUCAGUGAUCCUGUUUCUGGAUGGCUUCUAUAUACAACGUCAACCAAUUGACGACACCCGAGAAGCUGGCGUGAAGCGUUUCAGGGAAAACAGGUUUUAUUUAGCUAUUAAAACAGAUCAAAUGGGGACAAUGAUUCGUGAUAAAAACUUGACUCCAAGGUGGGAUGACAUAACCAUUGACUUAUUGAAACGCUCUCUGCGUCGCCCCCCAAAGCGCUCUGUCAUAAAGCCAGUUCGUAAACUUAUAACUAAAACGUCCAAAAGAUCAACUAGCGCUAAAUAUGAAACUGCGCCUGAGGGAAAUAAUGAUAAUGCACCGGAAGUAAAGAACACAUUGAACUCCAUGAAUAAAUCCGACAGACAAGCUAUGCUAGACAUCUAUUACCAAGAAUAAGUACAUUAGCUGUGCAUACAUCAAAUUCUAUCUGAUUGUAAGGAAACAAUACAUACAUCCACAGUUGAGAUGAUGUAUCUAAAUUAGGACAAUAAUGAAUUAUAAUAAUAUGGAAAGUUUAGAAUGAUUUUAUUACAUUGUGUAUGAUUGAGUUUAUUAUUGAUUAACAGAGCUUGGCGACUUAAAAGCCAAUUAAAUAAACUAGGGUUUAUAAUUGUGUUAUUUUACUAAACCUUCAAUAUUAAACCUAAUUAUAACUUUAAGUAAACUAUUUCAAUAUGGCAGGUUUUAUCAAUAUCUAUAAAGAAGUGCUUCUCAAAACCCUUUAUAGAGCUUCGAGCGUAAUAGUUCAAUAACGUACUAUAUCGUUGAUAGUUUAUGCUUUUAUAACAGCUCAAUGUGCCUGCGCUCAAAAAUGGGCAUACGCUUUUAAGACAACACUACAGAUAGCUAUGAUCUACUACAUACAUCUGUGGUCAGUACACUGUAGAGGCACUACUUAUUGUUCAAUAGCCGAGCAGUUUAGGAUACAUAUCUCAUCUGGGGGAUAACCGUAGGCCAAAGACUUUUUUUUUCACUUGCUUGGAGGAGAACGGCCCCCACCACAAGCACUUCUAUAAGAAAAACUGAAGCGUUUGUUUGCCCUCUCUAACUGUAGACAGCUGACAUCAAAUGACCCUGGGAAGAGACAGCUGGAUAUUUUUUACAAUGAUUGCCAGACUCAGAUUUGAGACUAAUAAAAUGCUCCUUUUUUAAAAAAAAUCUAACAUUCAUUAGUUUUAAGAGCAAAAUAAUCACCGUAUAAGAUGUAUAGAGAAGGAUUUUUUUUUAACUUGUUUUAAAGUUUUACAUGUUAGCCAGGUAUUCCGGCUAGAUUGCUCAAAGAACUAUGCAAUGAGCUAGCACUAGUGUUCAAAAUACUUUUCAGGCAUCCUUUAAUCAGGGGAGGGUACCGAGGGACUGGAAAAACGCUUAUGUCACUCCCAAAUUUAAAAAAGGAGAAAAAUCUGAUCCAGUAAACUACAGACCAGUAUCACUAACCUGCAUCACAUGUAAAAUACUAGAGCACAUAAUAGUUAGCAACUAUAUAAAUCAAAGCAAUAAUACAUUAAACAUUGAACCAUAAUUUACAAAUACAAUAACGAAAUCUAAUUAAUCACAAGAAAGACACAAAGAUAACUGCACAUUUCUUGAUCAAUGUACCUAAUGACAUUACAAGAUAGAAUGGGUCACGGAAUUAGCCAGGAAAACCAACGACUUAGCAGAGUUUAAGUCACGGAUUAGCAUGCAUGACUACAUUGACACAUGAAAGACAUAGGACGUAAUUCUCUUCUCUUUUAAAGUAACGUCUAUAAUUUAUAAGAUAUUCUAAUAUUAUAGUACAUGCUGAUGAUAUUAGUUUUGAUCUAUAAAAGAAAAUAUUAAAGAAUGCUUUCACUUGUCUAUAAUGCUGUGUGUGAAGCAAAUGUUUUCGCAAUGAAUGUUUAUAAUAUUUGUUUUGAUAUUCUGUUUACAUAAAGUAUGUAUCUGCUACUAGCUGGAGAUGUAAUGUUAUCACAGUUACAUUAUUAUUAUUAUUAUUAUUAUGUAAUACAAGUUGAUAAUAUAAUGUUACAUUUGUUUUUAUCUGCCUUAGGUUUACAUUAUAUUUAGGCACUGAUUGAAUAACUCUGUGGGCUGAAUGCAUAUUUAUUUUAUUAUCAUUAUAUUGCUGUAUGCGCAAUAGAAACACCUUUUCUGUCAUUAAUAAAGAUUAUUAUUAUUA
Messenger RNA from Biomphalaria glabrata, 4771 nucleotides. RefSeq names its product transient receptor potential cation channel subfamily V member 5-like. The record is from RefSeq and is a predicted model, not a curated record. Bases 544 to 3006 code for a protein of 820 amino acids. Lineage: Eukaryota; Metazoa; Mollusca; Gastropoda; Planorbidae. Gene Ontology annotation, cellular component: membrane. Gene Ontology annotation, molecular function: protein binding; monoatomic ion channel activity. The transcript is spliced from 2 exons. Gene Ontology annotation, biological process: calcium ion import across plasma membrane.